Messenger RNA from Onthophagus taurus, 402 nucleotides. NCBI's taxonomy places the organism in Eukaryota, Metazoa, Arthropoda, Insecta, Coleoptera, Scarabaeidae. The record is from RefSeq and is a predicted model, not a curated record.
AUGCCUGCAACUUAUCCACAUGAAGAGUAUGCGGACAUGGUUUUCGUGUAUGGAUAUUGCAACGGUAGUACCACCGCCUCAGUUAGGGAAUAUCAACGACGAUACCCAAACCGCCGUCUUCCAGACAACGAAACCUUCGGUAGAGUCUUCACAACUCUUCGAUUAAGAGGUGCGUUCGCUAAAUCGACUUGUGACAGAGAAAUUAGGCGAAAAAACAAUGCUGCAGAAGUGCUUGAGGCUGUUGAAAAUGAUGAUGGUACUAGUACGAGAAGAAUUUCUGUACUUACUGGACAAGCUAGGACGGCUUUGCAUGACACUUUGCGGGAAAACGCAUCCCUAUCAUUACUAACCAGUACAACAACUUCUUUCCGAGGAUCUUCCCCAAAGAGUUCGCCUUUGUGA